This is a messenger RNA of Diachasma alloeum, 1473 nucleotides long. It is a transcript of the gene icln, whose product is annotated as methylosome subunit pICln. The transcript has 6 exons. Gene Ontology annotation, biological process: mRNA cis splicing, via spliceosome; spliceosomal snRNP assembly; chloride transport. Lineage: Eukaryota; Metazoa; Arthropoda; Insecta; Hymenoptera; Braconidae. The coding region runs from base 592 to 1215 and encodes 207 amino acids. Gene Ontology annotation, cellular component: plasma membrane; methylosome; spliceosomal complex. The record is from RefSeq and is a predicted model, not a curated record.
GAACAAUCCCUCUCCUCACAUUACUUCCCCUGACCUGAUCAGCUCUGCAGACGUAUCGCAUUAUUAAAUGUCGCAGAGUGAACGUCAUUGCUUUCGCAAAUUUAUUAUUUCAAACUGAUAGAGGUUAGCUACCACUCACUCAUUUGGCUCAUUUGUGAGAGCUCUCUCCUCCCGGUGCUGCUCUCUGCGGCCAAAUGCACGAGCAUAUAACCGGCUAGUUGUGUCAGAUGUUACAAACCUCCUGCGUUUAUACACGAAUGAAUAAAAAAUCCCAGUGUGUGCUGAUUGAUCCCAGUCAAUGCGUUUGAGUGUCAACAAACGGGCGGUCAGUAAACGAGCAAUUGUCACCCUCACCGGCGACUGUCCCCUCGAAAAAUCCAUCCGACUUCACUGAGUCGAGAAUAAAACCUGUUGGUGAAAGUGUUGGCCGCACCAGUGAUACAGGAACAUUUCGUAAUUCGCAAGCUUCAUUUGCUUGUUUUGUUUUUGUGUUCAGAGGUGUGAGGAACAAAAACAAGAAAAUUCUGGGAAUACAAGUGCCGGGGCCUGUGAUAUCCGUCAAAUUCCGAGCAUUGCAGGAGAAAAAGAAAAAUGGUUGUGUUGAGCAAUUUCUUCGCCCCCCAAGAAGGAAUUAGACAUGAGGAACAAAACACCACGCUCUACGUGGGCGACAGAGAAAUUGGAAAGGGUACACUGUACAUAACUGAAAGUGUCCUAGUGUGGCUCAACAGCACAACGCAGCAAGGUUUUGCCUUGGAGUAUCCAAGUAUCUCACUGCAUGCCACCUCUCGGGAUCAGAUGGUGCAUCCGCGCCAGUGUCUUUACGUCAUGGUUAACACUAAACUUGACCUGCCAGACGUAGAAUUAGAUCAAAAUGAAGGGAACGACUCCGGGGAAGACGACGAUUCCGAAACAUCCAUCACCGAAAUGAGAUUCGCUCCAGAUAAUGUUAAUAAUCUUGACGCAAUGUUUCAUGCAAUGAAUCAAUGCCAGGCGCUUCAUCCUGAUCCUCAAGACAGCUUUUCUGAUGCUGAAGAAGAUAUCUACGAGGAUGCUGAAGAAGAAGAUGAUUUCGAAUACUACGAAGUUGGAGGUGACGAUGCAUCUUAUAUUCUACCAUCAGAGCAAACAAUAGGAAAUCAUAAUGGCAAUGACGCAGACGAAGCGAUGGAUGUCGAAGCAGGCCAGUUCGAAGAUGCCGAGGAAGACCCCUAAAAUGCAAAGAAAAAUAAAAAAACAGAGUACAAGGGCUAUAAUUAAUAUGCAUUUAGGUUCUAUUAACACUGUAUAAUUUCCAACAUUGCUGAUUAAGAGGAAAAAAAAUCAAUCACACAAUGUAUCCUUAUUAGCUAACGUCGAUGAGUGUAUACUGACAUACACCCGCCAUUCUCGAAGCACUAAAACUUUAUUUAUAUUCAUUUUGUACAUGGCAAUACAAUGAUUUCCUAGAAAUAAACAUUAAUCAUAAAACAA